This is a messenger RNA of Tetranychus urticae (two-spotted spider mite), 1100 nucleotides long. RefSeq lists its product as uncharacterized. The record is from RefSeq and is a predicted model, not a curated record. Gene Ontology annotation, molecular function: peroxidase activity. Lineage: Eukaryota; Metazoa; Arthropoda; Arachnida; Trombidiformes; Tetranychidae. Gene Ontology annotation, biological process: response to oxidative stress.
UUGGUAAACAAAAUAAUCCUAUCUUCUUCUAUUUUAGCUAUUUUUCUUGCUCUUGUUGCUAUCAACAAUCUGAUUAAUUAUUCGGUUUCCAUGUGAAAAUUUUUCUAUAUAUAAAUGGAUGAACAAGAGUCUGACUUAUCCAUACCACCUUCUCGGUUAUCAUUUAAAAAGUGGUUUCUACUCUCAACCGGAAUCCUUCUAGCUGCAAUUUCUAUUCCUUUGUUGUUUAAUACUGACAAUUAUAUUAAACGUUUAAACAGUGAAAUGGUGAGCAUAAGAUUGUUUAGUAAAUCAUUGUUGUGGCCAUCAGUAACACUUGGCCUUUUGACAUCUCAACGUGUUUUUGCUUCUUCAAUGACUGAAAAUUGGAAAAAUGCUGAAACUGUCUAUGAAUUCGAAGCUACCGACUUGGAUGGUGCUCCAGUGUCCAUGGAUAAAUACAAAGACAAGGUUUUGAUUGUGGUAAAUGUUGCUACAUACUGUGGCCUAACUCGAGCCAACUACGCUCAACUGAAUGACAUUUACAAUGAAUACAAGGAUAGAGGUCUUGAAAUUGCUGGAUUUCCUUGUAACCAAUUCGGUAAUCAAGAACCUGGAUGUUCCGUUGACAUAAAGGAAUUUUUGUUAAAAAAUAAAGUUACAUGGGAUGUUUAUGAUAAAGUUGAUGUAAAUGGAAAAGAUGCUCAUCCUCUCUGGAAAUGGCUGCAGCACAAGAAAGGAGGUUUCAUCACUAACGGAAUCAAAUGGAAUUUCACUAAAUUCUUGAUUGAUCGUAAAGGAAAUCCAGUUAAACGUUAUGCUCCAACAGAUGAGCCUAAGACUUUCGUCACAGAUAUUGAGGCGGAAUUGGCCAAAUAAUCAAACCCAUACUCUGUCUAUUAGCUGCGGCUUGGUCAUUUGUAAUCAUGCAUACAUAUUUACCCCAUUUUUUGUUGCAGCACAUUUCACCUUAAAAUUAUAAAACAAGAAAUUUACUAGUUAAAUGUAAAACUACCCAAUAUUCAUAAAAUUUAAAAUAUGCUGACAAUUUAUCGUUUAAUUGUUCUAAAACAAUGUUAAAAUCUUUUCAAUCUCUAAUAAAUGAAUUAAAAACAUUUAAA